This is a messenger RNA of Phaedon cochleariae (mustard beetle), 798 nucleotides long. The record is from the annotation of a GenBank genome assembly. Lineage: Eukaryota; Metazoa; Arthropoda; Insecta; Coleoptera; Chrysomelidae.
CCCCUCUUGUACGGCAACUUCUUCACCGACGAGGAAGACCACGACCUCAAGACGAUGAUUAGCGCCAUCAGGUACAUACAGAGACUUUCGCGAACAGAAGCUUUCGCAAAGUUUGGAGCGACUCAAUACGAAACACCGAUACCUGGAUGCGAAAACUUCAUCUUCGACAGCGACCCCUACUGGGCGUGCGCUCUGCGCAGUCUCACCGUCACCUUGCACCACCAGAUUUCGACGUGCCGAAUGGGCGCCGAAACGGACGCCGCGGCGGUGGUCGACGCCCGUCUGAGGGUGCGCGGCGUCCGCGGUCUGAGGGUGGCUGACAGCAGCGUCAUUCCCGUCACGUUGUCAGCGCACACGAACGCGCCCGCCAUGAUGAUCGGCGAGAAGAUGGCCGACAUCCUGAAGGAGGAUUGGCAACAGUGACAGCCUCGAAUUAGAGCCAAACUUACUCUAAAUCCCCCAAAACUUCCGCGAACUUCCUCAAACUUCAUAAUACUUCCUCAAACUUCCUCGAACUCCCUAACACAUCCUCAAACUUCCUCAAACUCCAUCAAACUUCCCUAACUUUCCAAACUUCCUCAAACAUUCUCAAACUUUUUUGAUUUUCUCAAAUCUUCUCGAUCCUACUCGGAUUUCUUCAAACUUCCUCGAAAUUCCUCGAAGUUCCUCGAAAUUCCUCGAAAUCUCUUGAACUCCCUUGAAUUUCCUCAAAUUUCCUUGUAUUAUCUCAAACUUUCUCAAAUUUCCUCAAACUUAUCGAACUCUCCAGAACUUAUUCAGUUAUUCCUCGAACUUCCC